AUUUCAAUUUCUACGCAUCCACAAGCGCAAAUCGCUUUAGGUACGCAUGUAUCAAAAAUGACAUGCUCCGUUAAGUACCUUUAGUACGUAAGGUACGACUUCGCUUAAAACCUUCAACGGUGGAAGUACUCCCGAAUUCCGAACUUUUUGUAAUCUUUGACGAUACCGUCGGCGUCGCACGUGCAUCGGGAGUUCCAUGGAAGGAGUCCAUUAAUCGUCACCCUUGCGGCUGCAAGCAUAACCAAAUCCUAAAGAACACAAAUUUUGAGAUACACAAACACGAUAAAUAAAACCUUGAAUCCACUGGAACUGUGCCAGUUGGCCUAUAGCAUAUGUGCUAUUUGUUUUGGCAUCCUUCGGAUAACUUAUUUAAAUGGCAUUUCACCUACAGAAAUUACUAUCAGCCUUGUAUAUAUAAUUGGAUUUACGAUGCAGCUCCUUAUUGAUUGUAUUCUAGGAACUAUUUUGUAUAAUCAAGCAGCUUUGUUACCUGAUUAUAUAUUCAGCAACAACUGGGGAAAUCUUGAAAACAAUCUAGUGAAGGUGAAGGAUAUUAUAUUUGUGUUAAUUCAUGCACAAAGAAUACCUCAAUUUAAUGCAUAUGGAUUGUACGAUUUAAAUAUGGAGUCAUUUUUAAAGGUAAUAAAAGUUGCGUUUUCAUUUUACACAGUUUUAUCCGCAAUCGGAACAAGAAACUCGGAAAUAUAAAUCUGUCCUUACAAAUUAAUGAUAAAUAUAUUGUACCUAUUAUUGUUAUUAGAGAGUGUAUAUUAGCUGUCAAUGUAAAUGCCUAAAUUAUAAACAUUAAUAAUAAUUUUAC
Molecule: messenger RNA, 820 nt
Organism: Diabrotica virgifera virgifera (western corn rootworm)
Lineage: Eukaryota; Metazoa; Arthropoda; Insecta; Coleoptera; Chrysomelidae
Exons: 5
Coding region: 430-708 (92 amino acids)
Biological process (GO): detection of chemical stimulus involved in sensory perception of smell; sensory perception of smell
Cellular component (GO): plasma membrane
Molecular function (GO): olfactory receptor activity; odorant binding
Source: RefSeq, a predicted model, not a curated record